This is a messenger RNA of Temnothorax curvispinosus, 2800 nucleotides long. RefSeq names its product insulin-degrading enzyme (gene Ide). Lineage: Eukaryota; Metazoa; Arthropoda; Insecta; Hymenoptera; Formicidae. Gene Ontology annotation, biological process: peptide catabolic process. Gene Ontology annotation, cellular component: cytosol; mitochondrion. The record is from RefSeq and is a predicted model, not a curated record. The annotation marks the transcript as partial. Gene Ontology annotation, molecular function: metalloendopeptidase activity; metal ion binding. The transcript is spliced from 12 exons.
GUUAUAUGUGCGAUCCAGAUGAUCUACCUGGAUUAGCGCACUUCUGCGAGCACAUGUUAUUCUUGGGAACGAAGAAAUAUCCUCAGCAGAAUGCUUACAAUAUAUAUCUGUCGCAAAAUGGCGGUGCGAGCAAUGCAUCUACACACUUAGAUCACACUACCUAUUACUUUGAUAUAACUCCGGGGAAACUAGAAGGCGCUUUAGAUCGCUUUGCGCAGUUUUUCAUAGCGCCUCUCUUUACGGAGAACUUGACUGAGCUGGAGCUAAAUGCCAUAAAUUCAGAACACGAGAAAAAUUUGGCGAAUGACACUUGGCGAUUUGAUCAAUUAGAUAAAUCGUCUGCAAGCCCAGAUCAUCCAUAUUCAAAAUUUGGCACAGGCAAUAGAGAAACAUUAGACAUAAUACCGAAGCAAAAGAACAUUAAUGUUAGAAAUAGGCUACUGGAGUUUCAUGAAAAGUAUUAUUCUGCAAAUAUUAUGUCGCUGUGUGUUCUUGGCAAAGAGAGUUUAGAUGAGCUCGAAAACAUGGUAGUAGAUCUCUUUUGUGAAGUACGAAACAAGGAAAUUGAAGUUCCAACAUGGCCUGAACAUCCAUUCAAGGAUGAACAUUUUCGCACUAUAUGGUACAUUGUUCCGAUAAAGGAUACAAGAAAUUUAGACCUUUCGUUUCCUAUACCUGACAUGCAGCAACAUUAUCGGUCGUCGCCUGCGCAUUACGUUUCUCAUUUACUUGGACACGAAGGAGAGGGUUCAUUAUUAUCGGCUUUAAAGGCCAGGGGUUGGUGUAACUCCCUGAUAUCUGGAAGACGCUUAGGCGCCAGAGGUUUCAGUUUCUUCAGUGUUGUUGUAGAUCUAACCGAAGAAGGUAUUAAGCAUAUCGAAGAUAUUGUUCAACUAAUGUUUCAAUAUAUCAAUAUGCUGAAGUUGAAAGGCCCGAUCGAAUGGAUUUACGAUGAAUACAGAGAUAUUGCGAACAUGAAUUUCCGUUUUAAGGAAAAAUCUUCGCCUCGUAAUUAUGUGAGUUCUAUGGUCCAAGCGAUACAGGAAUAUCCCAUGAACGAUGUUUUGUGUGCGGAACAUGUUUUCACUGAGUGGCGACCUGACUUAAUCGAGCAGAUAAUAGAAUAUCUGACACCGAAAAAUAUCAGGAUUCACGUGGUCGCAAAAGCGUAUGAAAGUAUAGCCAAUGAAACCGAAAGUUGGUACGGCACUAAAUAUAAGAAAGAGAAAAUAUCCAAGAAAAUGCUGGACAUGUGGCACCUCGCUGGCUAUAGCACGGAUCUAAAGUUGCCUCCUAAGAAUGAAUUUAUAGCGACCACGUUUGAUAUCAAGCCACAAACUAAGGUAGAAAAAUUUCCUAUUAUUUUGGAGGAUACAUCGUUUGUAAGACUUUGGUAUAAAAAAGACGAUGAAUUUCUUGUACCGAGAGCGAGGAUGAUCUUCGAUUUCGUUAGUCCGUACGCCUAUAUGGAUCCUCUUAGUUGCAACUUGACUCAUAUGUUUGUUCAGCUAUUUCGUGACUCUCUUAAUGAGUAUGCAUAUGCUGCUGAUUUAGCUGGUUUACAAUGGGAACUUACUAAUUCGAAAUAUGGAAUAACACUUGCUAUAGGUGGUUACGAUGAUAAACAACGUGUGCUGUUAGAAAAAAUCAUGGAUCGAAUGAUAAAUUUUAAGAUUGAUCCGAAGAGAUUUGAAAUCCUAAAGGAAAAUUAUAUCAGGUGCUUGAAAAAUUUCGCUGCUGAACAACCUUAUCAACAUGCAGCAUAUUAUCUUGUAGUUUUGUUGGCAGAGCAAGUUUGGCUCAAGGAUGAAUUAUUGGAAUUUACUACUUAUCUAAAUGUUGAUAGACUCCAACAAUUUAUACCACAGCUUCUCAGUAAAGUGCAUGUGGAAUGCUUAAUACAUGGUAACGUAACUAUAACGGAAGCUACAGAUGUUCUAAAACUAAUUGAAUCUAAGUUGACAACUGCAGUGCCUAACAUAGUACCCUUGUUACAAAGGCAUUUAUUAUUGUAUCGUGAAAUUAAGCUAGAUGAUGGUUCCCACUUUCUAUUUGAAGCGGAAAAUAAGUUGCAUAAAAGUUCUUGUGCAAUGGUGUACCAUCCAACUGGUUUACAAUCAACGGAAUCGAAUAUGCUUUUAGAACUUUUAGCACAAAUUAUUGCAGAACCUUGCUUCAAUACGUUAAGAACUAAAGAGCAAUUAGGUUAUAUAGUAUUUAGCGGUAUACGUAAAACGAGUGGAGCGCAAGGUUUGCGAAUUAUAGUACAAAGUGACAAACAUCCGCAAUAUGUCGAAAAACGAAUCGAUUCAUUUCUGGAUUCUAUGUUGGAACAUAUAUCUAUUAUGCCAGAAGACCAAUUUGAGGAACACAAGAAAGCUCUAGCUGCAUUACGUCUGGAGAAACCCAAAAUGUUAAGUGCACGAUGCACUUUAUAUUGGAAUGAGAUUGUAAGCCAACAAUUUAACUUCGAUCGUGAAAAUAUUGAAGUAGCUUACUUAAAGACGAUAACACAGCAGCAAUUACUUAAUUUUUAUAAGGAAAAUAUACAUAGCAAAGCUCGACAUAAACUGUCAGUACAUGUGAUAUCCACGGAAUCAUCAACAGAAAAGAAUUGGGUUAAUAACACAACCGAAGAAAUAGCCGAUUCAUCGAGCGAAGAAGCCGUUAAGAAAAUCGACGAUAUCAUGUCAUUUAAAAAUAGUCAAGCUUUAUAUCCUUUAUUAAAACCGUUCAAAAAAUAUUUUCUCAGAAAGGGCAUACGCUGUUCUAAGUUAUAAAAAAAAUUAAUAAGAUAAUA